AUGACACACGAAAUUGUAUACGCGAUCCAUAAUUUUGAAGCCGAAAACGAAGAUGAGAUUAACUUUAAUGUGGGUGACCCCAUUGCUGUUCUCGAACGAGAUGAAAAGUACAUGGAUGGUUGGUGGCAAGGCCGCAACGUUCAAGGUCAUGUUGGCUUGUUCCCUAUGAAUUACAUUUCGGCCGAAAAGCCUGUCAACGGUAGCGCUGUGAACAACAGUAACAGCAACUCGUUCAUGUAUUCCUCCUCACCCUCGACUCUGUCAAUGACUGUCGGCCGCGAAGAAGAAUGUGGUGCAGUGGGUACUCGUACAGAAGAUUGGAAUACUGCACAGGUCGCAUAUUGGCUUGAAUCGGUCGGAUUAGGAUCUGUGUCCCACAACUUUAUCGAACAAGAAAUAACGGGCGAUAUAUUGUUGGGUUUGACCAUGGAUACGCUCAAGGAAUUGGGCAUUGCGACGUAUGGUAAACGAUACAAGAUCAUUCAGGCCAUCAACACCGACUUGCGUCCUGUUGCAACUCCGCCGCCAAAGCGUGCUUCUCGAUGUGCACCACCGUCUCCUGUGGAUUCCGACACUUCACAACGCAACAGCUUGGCUCCCAACAACAACAAUCAACAUCAACAUCAUCAGCGACCCAUUUCUCCACAAAGCCUAGGGUCUGCUGCUUCCAUCAGUCGGUCCAACACGUUCCACAGCAUGUCUUCGAAAAAAUCCACUUCAUCAUCAUCGAGUGGCACCUUCCGUAGCACGACUACCAACAACAACCAUCACGAAGAGCCGGUUCCUCUUCCAAUGUCAUCCUCCUCUACUACUACUGCUACUACUACUACUACUACUACUACUACCACAAAAAAGACAGCUAGUCUGUAUUCCUCUACCUCGUCAGCGGCUGCCGCUUCGCCCAAACAACAUCCACGUGUGGAUGCAAGCACAUUCUCGAGCGCUACAACGACGGGUGGAAACAGCAACCACUGGAUGUCCGAUUCUAACAUUUCAACGUCUUCGAUCGGUUCUUGUGCCAUGCCUGAUCAGCCUUUGGACGUCAAUGCUACGAGGAAAUUGUCAGUAGCAUCAAUCGACAGCCAACAAGACAACAGCAACAACAACAACAACAAUCAUGCGUUCCAAGCACCCGAACACGAAGGGUGGUUACACAAACAGGGAGACAAGUACAAGACAUGGAACAAACGCUGGUUUGUUUUAAAAGGACCCAACCUCUUUUAUUUCAAGAGUCCCAAGGAUGUGCGUAUGAAAGGCAUCAUCAAUCUACGCGGCUACCGUAUUGUUGUGGACGACUCGUGUCACAGCGGCAAGUACAGUUUCAAGGCGCAACAUGAUCGUGAGCGUACUUUUUACUUUUACACCGACACAGAAGAGUCGAUGCGGAAAUGGAUCCAAGUCUUGAUCAAAACCACCAUUGCUCGUGACAUUAGUACUCCUGUCAUGUCGUCCAAUCCCGUCGCAACCGUAUCUUUGGAUGUAGCACGACGUAUGCGUCCUCGACCCCCAUCGAUGCUCAUGUACACCAACGGCAAGGCGCAACAACAGCCAUUGCAACAUGUGCAAGAGCAGCAGAUGGGCAUGUUACAAGAAGAGCAAGAGCAGGGACGACAGCCAGAGGAUUAUGUGGACUGGAUCAAUGCAAACUUGCCUCCAGGAGAACCUGUAGAGGACCUUUCUGUGGCGUUUCGCGAUGGUGAAAAAUUGAUUGAUCUACUCGAAAACUUGAGUCAAAAGCCAGUACGACGACCACCACCACCCAUGGCAGAAGAUGGCAACAACAACAAUGAUAUGCACAUGCUGGACACGAUUGUAGCUGCGUUUAAAUUUAUGGGACGAGAAGGUGUUGCUGUCGAUGGUCAACAGUUUACGAUCAAAGACGUGUUUACCGGUGACCAAGACAAGAUCAUGAAUAUGGUCGAUGCUAUCCAGUCAUGGAGCGCAUCCAUUUGA
Messenger RNA from Zychaea mexicana, 1953 nucleotides. RefSeq lists its product as uncharacterized. Gene Ontology annotation, molecular function: protein binding. The transcript has 5 exons. The coding region runs from base 1 to 1953 and encodes 650 amino acids. NCBI's taxonomy places the organism in Eukaryota, Fungi, Mucoromycota, Mucoromycetes, Mucorales, Lichtheimiaceae. The record is from RefSeq and is a predicted model, not a curated record.